Molecule: messenger RNA, 951 nt
Organism: Aspergillus caelatus
Lineage: Eukaryota; Fungi; Ascomycota; Eurotiomycetes; Eurotiales; Aspergillaceae
Product: putative cysteine dioxygenase
Exons: 3
Coding region: 24-698 (224 amino acids)
Biological process (GO): L-cysteine catabolic process
Molecular function (GO): cysteine dioxygenase activity; ferrous iron binding
Source: RefSeq, a predicted model, not a curated record
UCACUAGGAUCCAAGAAGUAAUCAUGUUGGCUUCCGCUAUACAAUUGCCUCUCCCGUUGCCGCACGGCCCGUCGCUAUGCGAUCACCGUUUCUUACCUCCCACGUAUGAUUUACAAGAUCUCGUCCAUGAUAUCAAGGCCUACCUCGGCGAUUCCUCGGGGAUCGAUUCAUCAGACAUAGACCAUGAGCACUUGAUAGCGCUGGCGCAGAAAUAUGUCUCAAAUCCGAACGAUUGGCUGCGGUUCUUCUACAACGAUCCGAGUAAGAACUAUACCCGCAAUGCCAUCGAAAACAUCAACCGCAAGGCAAACAUUCUGCUGCUGGUAUGGAAUCCAGGCAAAGGCUCUCCCAUCCACGACCAUGCCAAUGCCCAUUGCAUCAUGAAAGUCUUGGCUGGCGAAUUGACCGAAACGGUCUACCAUCCUCCCAACAGCGAAGGCGACGAGACAAGCCCGCUCCAGCUCAAACACCAAAAGCGAUACCAGGCGGACCAAGUGACAUACAUCUCAGAUGAUAUUGGUUUACAUCGGGUCCAUAACCCAAGUCCUAAUCAAGUUGCAGUUUCCCUUCACAUCUACACCCCUCCUAAUGCCGCCGAUUAUGGCUAUCACAUCUUCGAUGGGGCCACAGGAAAGGCCAGCUUUGUAUCCCAAGCACACGCUCAUUCGAAUACUGAGAAGCCUGCUGGUCAGGCCUGACACACGAACGUCCUGGAUUAGUUGUCGUCAACCGAUAACCAAGCCGAAGGGUCAGGUACCCUUUUCAUUUUCAAUUUUCUGUCAGAAUUCUCCAUAGCUCAUAUCAUAUAUCCCUAGCGUUGCUCUGUUUCUGUUUCUUCUUUUGCUUUCGGUUAACUGUGUUUAUUAUCGCACAAUGUGCUCAGAAGCGAUAUAUCCCAUAUUCUAGUGUUAAUUAAUGCCACAUCAAUCCAAUCAUUGAUUACUGAACACA